UGAACAAAAAAAUCCAAAAAAGAAACUAAGAAAUAAAUACAUUUACAUAGAUGUUGCAAAAAUCAAGCGAAUCGAGGCCACUCCCAUGGAUUCCCGAAACCCUCUCUGUAGAUUUGCGUAUCCUGUCAGUGAGCUAGCACUUUCGGAGCAGCGGCCCCAUGUUUCUGGACGUCAUCUUCUUUAUACCCACACUGUUCACCUAUCUGCUGAUUGGGCUGCUCAUUGUCAUCCUGUGCUUCGUGGUGGUCUAUAUAAGCCACAAGAUCUACGUCUCUGUGUACGACAACCUGCCACUGGCCGCCCUGCCCGGAGUAUCGCAUCAACAGCUAAUGGGACUGCGUCACUCCAACCAUGCGAUGACCAUGCGAGAAUUCCUGGAGAGCUCGCUCCGGCACCCACGCUCCAAUCAGCCGAGCCUGCGCUCCCUUUGGAUCCAGAACAGGUCCCAGAUCCUGGAGUCCUCCUCGGUCCUGCGGAUAGUGUUGUCCCUGGAGCCGUGCUAUCUGGUCAGCGCGGAGUUCGAUGUGAGUUCCAGUCGCAGGCCCGUUAGUUUCUUGUGCAACUGCCGGGAUGAGCCCGUAUGCGCUGCCGUAGAGCCCCGGCCCUCGGGGUCCGUACACAUAGUCCGGUACUUUGACCACCUCUCCAAGAUCCCGCGUCUCAAAGUCAUGCUCAAGUGCAAUCAAAGGCGGCCGGAACCGAGGCCCGAUAGCCGGACGCAGCUGACCCUGAACGACGUGAUCCUGGAGGCCAGGGAAGCCCAGGAUGCCCAAGGUGCCCAGUGUACGGAUAACGGUGCCGCCUGUCGUCCCGUCAGCACGCGACGGAGCUCCCGGCUGCCGGAUUAAGGGUGUGGUGUCUAUGGGAUAGGGGGGUUAUAGGCCCUCUUUUACUGGCUGCUGUAAUGUGGUAUAACUCGUUUUAUUAAAUUGUAUACAAAGAUCAAUGGGGUGGAGGUUCCAGGGUCAACGGGUGGGUUAGUGGGUCGGGCCCUGAGCUCACGCCAGCUUAUGGAAAUCGCGUGACAACGAAGGUGAAUGUCAGUGGAGCAAUGGAGUGGGGAUGUAUCCAAGCAGGGGCUUAGUAACGAACAAAGGUUAUUUAAGGUUUUGAAAAAGCAUGGAAGGGUUUCCCUAUUGAAUGUUUAAAAAUAAGAUCGAAUUUUCAAAGAAUUUAUGGCAACAUAUAAAUUUAAUUCUUGGUUGAUUUUGAUAUAGUUGAUUUUGAAAUGGAAGUGAGAUUAUAAUACUUUAAAAUAAAUAUGGCGCUUUUAAAAAUAAAAUCAAAUAAUGGGAAUUUCCGGUUCUGAAACAAA
Drosophila gunungcola (fruit fly) is the source of this 1315-nucleotide messenger RNA. RefSeq lists its product as uncharacterized. The transcript is spliced from 2 exons. Bases 159 to 848 code for a protein of 229 amino acids. The record is from RefSeq and is a predicted model, not a curated record. Lineage: Eukaryota; Metazoa; Arthropoda; Insecta; Diptera; Drosophilidae.